Messenger RNA from Pneumocystis murina B123, 3436 nucleotides. RefSeq lists its product as hypothetical. Bases 489 to 2966 code for a protein of 825 amino acids. The transcript has 18 exons. Gene Ontology annotation, molecular function: small GTPase binding; nuclear export signal receptor activity. Gene Ontology annotation, cellular component: nuclear envelope; cytosol. NCBI's taxonomy places the organism in Eukaryota, Fungi, Ascomycota, Pneumocystomycetes, Pneumocystales, Pneumocystaceae. The record is from RefSeq and is a predicted model, not a curated record. Gene Ontology annotation, biological process: protein export from nucleus; protein import into nucleus.
UUAAAGAAGGUAUAUUUCUUAUCAGAAGGUCAAUAUGGACGUCUAUGAACAAAUUAUUGGGUAUCUUCAAGAAAGUUUUAAUCCUCUAUUUUCAAAACAAGUGGAAAAAGCUCUUGAAAUAGAAGAAUCAAAAGAAGGAUUUGUUGAGAUUGUGUUAAGAAUUGUUUCAUCGGAUAGGAUUGAUAUGCCAACACGUCAAGCAGCUUCUCUUCUUUUUAAAAAUUUUAUACGAAAAAAUUGGAGAGGAGAGGAGGAUUGUGUUAAAAUAUCAGAAAAAGAUCGUUUAAUGAUUAAAAAAGAGAUUGUUAUGUUAAUGAUAUCUAUACCCUCUAUUUUGCAGGUACAAAUUAGUGAAUCUAUUAGCAUAAUUGCGGAGAAAGAUUUUCCUGAGAUGUGGCAUACGCUUAUUGAUGUUUUUUUUUUUGAAGAAAUGUAGUUUUAGAUUGAUUUGAUUGUAGGAUCUUGUCUCUUAUUUAUCGUCGAAUGAUAUGAUAGUUAAUUUGUGUAUAUUACAAACAGCACAUUCCAUUUUUGGAAGAUGGAGAUCACAGUUUAGAAGUGAUUCAUUAUUUAGUGAAAUUUUAUUUGUUUUAGAGAAAUUUUGUACUCCGUAUAAGAAUCUUUUUCAGAGAUUAGACGAAUUAAUUAUGCAGAACUCUGAAAAUAGGGAAGCAUUGGAUCUUCUUUUUAAAAAUUUAAUUUUAUGUAUAAAAAUAUUUUAUGAUCUUAAUUGUCAAGAUUUACCGGAAUUUUUUGAGGAUAAUAUAGAACAAUGGAUGGGUUUAUUACAUAAAUAUUUAAAUUAUUCUAAUCCACUAUUGGUUUCAGAGGAUCAUGACAUAGAAGGGCCAUUAGAAAAAGUUAAAUCUAAUAUUUGUGAAAUUGUAGAAUUGUAUACUCAGCGUUAUGAAGAUGCAUUUUCUAUGCUACCAGAAUUUGUAAAUACAUCCUGGAAUUUAUUAACCAAUACAAGUUUUGAAAAAAAAAAUGAUAUUCUUGUAGAAAAAAUUAUGGCAUUUUUAACAUCUGUAGCAAAGAUACAGCGAUAUUCUUACAUUUUUAAAUCACAAGAUGUUCUUAGACAUCUUAUUGAAAAUAUAAUUUUACCUAAUAUUUCUUUUCAAGAAUCUGAUAAAGAGUUUUUUGAGGAUGAUUCAGUAGAAUAUGUUAAACGGGAUUUAGAAGAGUUUGAUUGUAAUUUAAGAAGAAACGCUACAAGUAAUUUUGUUCGAGCAUUACUGGAGCAAUUUGAAACAGAUGUCGUUUCUAUCGUUUCAACUUAUAUAAAUCACUAUUUAGUUGAAUUUCAAAAAGAUAAAAGAAAAAAUUGGAGAGCAAAAAAUACGGCUAUAUACCUUUUUUUUUCAAUUACGAUAAAAAGUUCUGCAAAUAAAUUGGGUGUAACAUCUGUUACUACAAUAACAAACGUUGUUGAUUUUUUCUCUCAAAAUAUUUUUCAGGAUCUUAGUUUACUAUCUGAAGAUAUUCAUGCUAUGUUAAAAAUGAUUUUAAUAAAAUAUGUCUAUAUAUUUAGGAAUCAGUUACAAAGAGAUCAAAUUCUAAGCUGCCUUCCAUUACUUAUAAAUUAUUUAAAUUUUCCAAAUUAUGCAGUUUAUACAUAUGCAGCCGUUACAAUUGAAGCUAUUUUGAAUCUUAACAAGGAGGAAGGUUUUUUGAUUGAAAAAAUGGAUAUUGUUCAGUUAUCUAAAGAAUUGUUGGAUAAUCUUUUUAAAUUGAUUGAAAAAGCAUCUACUCUGGGAAAGUUAUCUGAAAAUGAUUUUUUAAUGAAAUGUACAAUGAGAGUUAUUGCUACUAUUAAGGAUGGAAUAAUUCCUUUAAUUGAUACAAUAUCUUCUUAUCUAAUAAAUAUUAUUUUAGAAAUAAGCAAAAAUCCAUCUAACCCUAAAUUUAAUCAUUAUGUUUUUGAAUCUUUGGCAAUUUUAAUAAGAUACUCUGCCCCAAAUUCAAGAGAAAUUUUGUUGCGCUUAGAAAGUUCAUUGUUUCCUUCACUUCGGUUAAUUCUUCAAAAUGAUGUAACCGAAUUUAUUCCAUAUGUAUUUCAAAUAUUAUCACAGCUUCUUGAGUAUCAUAAUUUAAGUUUACCUGAUAUUUAUAAAUUACUUGUUCCACCUAUUUUAUUGGCAUCAUUAUGGGAGUCUAGAGGAAAUGUUCCUGCUUUAGUGCGUUUUUUAAAAGCUGUUAUAUCUCAAGAUCCACUUUUUAUUGUAAAUAGUAAUUAUAUAGAACAAAUUCUUGGAAUUUUUCAAAAAUUGAAUUCAUCUCGACUCGAUGAUCAUUAUGGAUUUGAACUUUUAGAAACUGUUUUUCUUCAUCUUCCUGCGUCUGUUAUAGAGCCUUAUGUCAAACAAAUAUUUUUACUUCUCUUAACACGGCUUAAUCAGUCUAGAACAGGAAAAUUUGUUGAAUGUUUUAUUCAAUUAAUUUUCUUUUUAUCUGCAAUUAAUAAAAAAGAAUACGGGCCAGAUUAUUUCAUAAAUGUUAUUAAUAAUAUACAGACAGGAUUGUUUGAACAAGUUUUCUCAAUGUUUUGUUUACCUGGAGUACAGAAUAUCAAAGAUACAAUUGAUCGUAAAACAUGUUCUAUUGGUAUGAUUAUAAUGCUUUGCAGAGGAUCCGCUUUGCAAGAAAUAAAAUAUCCCACGCUUUGGUCUUCUACAUUAAUAGCUAUUCUAAAGCUUUUUGAAUUACCAUUUGAAGUUACAAAAAAUGAUGAAAUAAUUGAAGUAGAUAUCGAUGACAUUGGUUUUCAAGCAAGUUUUUCUCGUUUAGCGUUUUCAGUAAAAGCUAAACAAGAUCCAUGUAUGUUUAUUAAAGAUCCGAAAGCAUUUCUUAUAGAAGAGUUGAUGAAAGGGAAUUCUGCAAAUAGAGGAAAUUUUUCUCGGAUUAUUAGUACAAUGUCAGACGAUGUUAAAACUGUUUUAACUACAUAUGGAUAUAUUAUUUAAAUUAAAUAUGUAUUGUAUGUUUUAAAUAAUAUUAUAUAAAUGAAGAAACAAUAUAUAAAUUAAUAUAUUCUAGUUCUUAUUUAUAAUUUUUACAACGUAGUAUUACAUGUAUAUGUUGUCAAGAGUUUUGUGCCUUUUUUUGUUUUGCAUAAUAUAUCUCAAAAGAACUAGUUGAGCUGAUGGAGUAAUGCCUUGAAUUCUUUUAGCUUGUGCAAGUGAUUGUGGACGUAUAGAAUUUAAUAAUUCCUUUUCUUCUAUGGAUAAAUUAUUUAGCCUUAUAAUAAUGAGAUUAAUGUUUAGUAAAGAACAUAUAUUACUUAUUAUAAUCUAUAUCUGGAGGAAAAAUGAAUUCUUCGUUUUUUUGAAGAAGAUAGCGAUUUUCAAAUUCUUGCCGAGUUAUGAAUUCAGAAUAAAUACCUUAAUUUUUAAUGAAUAGUAAAAAUAGUAGAGAAAAUACUUUCUAUGUUUAG